Molecule: messenger RNA, 792 nt
Organism: Anthonomus grandis grandis
Lineage: Eukaryota; Metazoa; Arthropoda; Insecta; Coleoptera; Curculionidae
Exons: 2
Coding region: 170-640 (156 amino acids)
Source: RefSeq, a predicted model, not a curated record
UUUCUUUUUUGUUUAUUUUCGUUUGCAAUGGAAUUCGUCUCAAUACAGUUCGAUGAUAUGAUCCGAAAUUUAAAAUAGUAUUUAGUGAACUUUCCUACCAGUCAAUGUCACUAGGUAUUUAAAUCAGUUAAAAUUUAUUUCGAUAAUUUGUGUGUUAUUGUUAGUUACUAUGGUAUACACGCUUAGGCAAAGAAUUGAAAUGAUUUUUAUUUAUGGCGAGCAAGGAAGAUGCGCAAGAAGAACGGCAGAAGUUUUUAAUAAUAGAAAUCCUAAUUGUAAUGUAAGUCACAGAUACAUUUUGGACGUAGUAGCUAAAUUUAAUGAAACGGGUUCAGUUGGAAACAAAAAAAGGGCAAGUCGGCGUGUUUUAAACGAAGAUGCUCAAGUAGAGAUUUUGGGAACAUUCGUUGCAGAACCCACCAAUUCUCUCCGUACAGUAGCACGUCUAACUGGAAUGUCACAUGAAACUGUACGACGAGCAUUACAGUUACAUAAAUAUCAUCCGUACAAGAUGCAAAUUUUACAGGAACUUCAUGAGGACGAUUUUGAUAGGAGAAUAGAGUUUUGCGAAAUUAUGUCCAACUUAAUAAACACUCGUGCAAUUGUGAGAGGGUGCUACACAGCGGCCACAAAAAAUUAAUGUUUGGGCCGGUAUUCUUGGAAAUGCUGUUAUAGGACCGUUGUUUAUUGAACAAAACUUAACUGGAGAGCUCUACUUACACCUACUUGAAGAUGUAAUUGAUCCUUUGAUAACAACUGAACUGGAAAAUCAAGUUGGUAACAUUUUGCAAG